Molecule: messenger RNA, 4313 nt
Organism: Cherax quadricarinatus
Lineage: Eukaryota; Metazoa; Arthropoda; Malacostraca; Decapoda; Parastacidae
Gene: psidin
Product: phagocyte signaling impaired
Biological process (GO): N-terminal peptidyl-methionine acetylation
Cellular component (GO): cytoplasm; NatB complex
Molecular function (GO): protein binding
Source: RefSeq, a predicted model, not a curated record
UUUAUUUUAGAGCUCCUGGAUGCAUUUUAGGCCAGUUUCUGAGCUAAAAUAUUACUGAACAAGCUUCCACCUUGACUGUGGCGAAGCUUGAGUCACAAAGCCUUAGCGGGAGGCCAUGAAGUAAGCUUCAACAUUCCAUCAUAACACAAGCAGCAACCAUGGCCGGGCGGGCGCAUGUCGACGACUCUGUCAUUGAGAGACGUUUGCGGCCGAUUUACGAAUGGCUGGACACAGGAAACAACAAAAAGGCUGUGCAGGAGGCAGACAAAGUGUUGAGAAAGCAGGCCACCCUUCAUUGUGCUCGUGUACUCAAGGGUCUGGCACUGCUACGCAUGAGCCGACGAGAUGAGUGUGAAAAUAUUAUUUCUGCUGUUAUCAAAGAGGGACCGACAGAUGAGGCUACUCUCCAAGCUCUCACAAUUUGUUUUCGGGAGAUGCAUCAGCCCGACCAAAUAUGCAGAGUUUAUGAAAUGGCUGUUAAGACAGAGCCAAGCAAUGAGGAGCUGCUGUCCCAUCUCUUCAUGGCUUAUGUUCGGGUGGGGGACUACAAGAAUCAGCAGCAGACUGCUAUGAAGCUUUACAAAUUGAAGCCCAAAAAUCCGUAUUACUUUUGGGCAGUGAUGAGCCACGUCAUGCAGGCUCAUAAGUCAGGUGACCCAAAGGGUAAAGAAGUAAGCCUUUUAUUAGCAGAGAGAAUGGUGAACAAUUUUGUCAAAGAUGGUAAGAUUGAAGCAGAGGCAGAAGUGAUGACCUUUCUUCAUAUUUUAGAAACACAGGGUAAAUAUGCUGAGGCAUUGGCAGUUCUGGACGGGCCUCUCGCCGAGAAGGUGGUACACCAGCCACAGAAUUUCUUGGCGCUAAAAAGAGCCACUUAUCACUCCAAACUUUGCCAGUGGGAAGCAGCAGCCUCUGUUUAUAAGUCUCUCAUUAAAGAUGAGCCUGAAAACUGGCAACACUACGUAGAAUAUAUACGAGCAAUGAUGAAAUUAACAGAAACGGACAGAGGUGAAGAAGACCCUCUUGUGACAGCCUCUACAUUUCUCGGAAGUAUGAAACAGAAAGCAAUUGUAGAAAAGACAAAACAUAGAGGGCCUUUUUUAGGUUUACUACAGUUAGCAUUAGUGCUACAUCAACAUGGGAUGAGUGACCGUGUUGGUGAAUUAUGUGGUGAUCUUGUAGAAAUCCUUCAUCUGUAUAUUCAGGGGUAUGGGGAUAAAAUGUGUUGCUAUGGUGACAUCAUCAACUUCCUUCCACUUGUGCCAAAGGACCAGAUCUGUCUCUUCCUCAAACAAAUUAAGGAAAUUGUGCAACUCAGUGAAGAAGGUAUUCCAGUUAAUGUUGAAGCUAUCUAUCGCAAUCUAUGUUGGUCGCACCUUAGAAGAGCCUUAGGAGAGCAGGAAACUCUAACUCCGCAACAGCAUAUGGAGUUCUCGGAUACACUUGUAAAUUUAUAUAAAGAAACGUUACACCUCUCCUCACACAUGGCUGACACAGAUAUCAGACCAGGUGAUGCAUAUUUAAUCCUGGCAACACACAGUUACCUUAAGGCAGUGUCAAAGUGCGAUGGAACAAACAGCGACAUCGACCCCAGACACUUGAUCCUAAAAGUUGCUACCAUCUUGGAGCAUGGCAUAGACAUUUCUAAAGCCAACUUCCAGUUAAAAUUGCUACUUAUUAAAGUAUAUAAUAUGCUUGGUGCCACAGACGCCUCUCAAACAGUUUAUGAAAAAUGCGAUUUAAAACACAUCCAGUUGGACACUCUGGGUCACAUUCUAGCUCUGCAGGCCCUCGACUCUGCCAACUAUACAGUUGCUGCAGAAAUCUUCUCCUCUACGCUCAAGUUCUUCAUGGCCAACUACAAAGAUACCUCAGAUCCACUAAUAUCUUCAUAUAAAUAUGGAUCACUGACUAGAAUUCCUGAGUUUGUGGAAUUCAGAGAAAGAUUAAAUAAUUCCCUCCAUUUUGCCACAGUGACCGCUGAGCAGAUGCUGAUGGAGCUAACUCUGGAAAUAAGUUCUCACAGUCAGUUGGUUGAAGCACUGCAACAAAUGGACAUUGACCCAGCAACCGACAAGACCAACUGGGAGGAGUUACGUGACAAUCGUGACUUGCGAGUCAUGAACACCUGGGAGCCACUCAACAAGUGUUUGCAGGAGAGUGACAUAACAGCCAGCACUGCCGCAGAUAUAUCCAUGUUGAAGCUUCGUAAUGUAACAAUCAGAUUAGUGGGAGCUGCAAGCAGACUUGGUCAUUCGAAAAUAAGCAAUGAUCAAGCAUCUGCAAACAAAGAAAAUAGCGAGUGUCUGAAUGGUGAGGCAAGUCCAUCAGCUGAUGCGACACUAUUGGCAGAUUUGACUGCACGACUAGAAAAGGAAUAUGAAGAUUGCAGCAAAUACAGAAAUUGCAAGUCCCCUCAGCUUCCACUACAAGGUCCUGAUCCGUCCAGAAUAUACCUCUAUUCUUCAGGGAGUUAUAUCCCUGUCCUAGUCAAACAUGCACACGUGUUACAAAGGGUGCAUAGAUGUUCUCAUGACCCAACAGGUGUUGAAAGCCGGCCGAGUGAAAUCAUUAAGGAGGCACGUGAAGAAAUAGAAGAAUUGAUUACCUCACAUAUGCAACACUUAGAUGUCAUUCAAACUGUGACCCCAAAUAUUCUUCCAGGUGUAAACCCUCCUGCCUUCACACAUCUAAAUCACUUAGCACAGACCUUAGGCAUUAUUGCUAUCCUUUUAGGCUGCUGUUUUACCAUUCUUAAACCAAUUAAGGCAGCUGUGUCCAAGAGAAACAAGAAGAGAAAAGAACCUGUGAUAAUGCCAGAGGUGAUACCCCAGUUUGCCAACUUCAUUGCUUCCCUUACGUCCCACCUCCAGAAGUUAGAGAAAGCCACUACUGAGAAGUACAAGUUUGUCAAGUCAACGACAGAUGAAAACAUCCAUAAAGGUUAUUCAUCUGUGGACAUCAGUUGUGUCCUCACAAGUCAUGCUGAGGGAAAUGCAGUGUGUGAAAAAGUGGAACAAAGUUAUGUUAAGAUUUUAGAGAGGCUCUCCUAUUCUAUAGAAAAUAAAUUAAAAUAUAUCUCAUCUCUUAAACUUUAACAUGCAAUCUCAACUCAAGAGUCUAGAAUGUAUGAUUUUUAUAUUGUGUUUACAAGCCUUAAUUAUUGUUGAGUGGUUCCAGAUGAAAAGUAAAAUGCAAAUGUGUCUUAAAUCUUUGCAAGUCUCCAAUAAAUCUUGAGUUGUAAAGUCUGAUAUUGUUGGUCAAUGAAAAUUUGACAUGAUUUCAAGGAAGUAUAUUUGUUAUAAUUGAAUAAGGACUUCAUUAUUUUUAACGAGUUUUUCAGCAGCUGAAGUCUGUAACUAUUUGCUUGUUGAGUUUCAUUUUAAUAUAAUUUAAAUGUGAUUGUGUUGUUAUUUGGCCUUACAUUCUUUGUUACUCAUUUCACUACAUUGAGAUAGAUGCAGAAACUGUUUGAAGCAUUGUAAAAAAAAAAAAAACAUUCAGUGUUAUAAACAUUAGUCUCAUCAACUUCAGUUUUCAGUAUGUGGAGCAGCUACUUGUUUGGCCCUAGAGUAGCCCAUCAUUUGCAAGGACAUAGUGCAUUAUUUUUAUACGACACUUUAUAUUUCAUAUUUUGUGAUGCUUUAGGUGGAAAUAUUCGUUGUGUAACAUUUGGAGCAAUUCAGUCCUUUUAGUAUAUCACAGGUAGGUGCAAAGUUCAGCCCCCAACUAGACAGAAAGAAAUGGCUAUCUCUUAGAACCCAGGCUGAAUCUUUUGUUUUCAGGGCUCUGAUAUAAGCUGUCUCUUCCUACCUUGGGGAAACUGUCUUGCAGAAAUGUGAAGCAUAGCAUACAUUAUGUCAACAAAAACAUUGUAAUUUUCAUGUGGAUUGGAUUCUUAUAAUUUUACAAAGAGUUCUUCCAGGUGAUAACUGUAGGUCUCUAUUUUUUUAAAUAUAAUAUAAAUUUCACUGUACUGUGAGUGUUAACUGAGAAUUGAAAUGGAACUGGAUAGUUACUAGUGCACUGGAAAAAGAUGCCAAUACAAUAUCUGUAUCUACUUACAUUUCCACCCAUAAUUUUAUUACUCAAAGCUACUUGUGUGGGUGCACACACUAAAAAUGAUAUUCUUUCAACUAUAUAUGAAAUAGUUUACAGAAAAAAAUAUUCAAAUUUUAUAACAUUGCAUUUAAAAAUUUAUUUGUAUUCUCAUCAUUGUAUUUGGUAUUGCAAGUAAAAACUUGCAUUAAUACAAGGAAGCACAUCUUCAGGGCUAAAUACAUUUGUAUAUAUUGCAUAUUAAAGUGAUCCUUUUA